AUGACAGCUAUGUUUUCCUACGCUUGUGGGGAAGGCAGUGAAGGUUACAAAAAGUCGGCAAAGGUGAUCGGCGUCGGAUGUUCGGCUGAGGAGGCGCGAUUAUCGAUCAUUGUGCUGCUCCAGCUGAAUGACAUCGGAAGCCGGCUUGAAGAGCUCUUCCAAGGUGGCCUACAGGCGAUGAUCAAGAACGUGAACAGCUUGGCACCGGUCUUUGCAGGCGGCUGUAAUCUUACAGAUGAAUUCCGGCAAUGUGCAUCGUUCCUGUUCACUGGACGGACGCCAUGUGUUGUGUCUUCCUGUUUGAUCCGUGCUGGCGAAGGAAUCUGCGAUCAGCCGGAUCCCACAAAAGCCAUCGAUGACAAUCUCAGUUGCGUGUUCGCACAGGGAGCUUCGUGCAUGUCAGAAUUCAUGUCAUCAACACCUGGAACCCGAUGCUCUGCCAUUCAGAACGCCGCUACAUGCAUGGCCAAGCAGGUACGAGAUACAUGCGGUGAUGAUGCACUGACGUACUCGUUUGCUGCGAUGAAUGACUACGCACGAAUGAUGGACAGCCGAUGCAGGGUCGACAAACCUUCUGUAUCGAUCGCCACCGGUUGUUCCGAAAAGGACAUGGUCGCCUACUUGGCUUGCGAAAGCGCUAUCGAUCCGUUCAGUUUCCGACCAGUUUCCAUCAUUGGUGAUGGUUCCAAAUGGGACGAUAUGUGCACGGCUUUCUCGACGUCGUACAAGCCUUGCGUUGAGAAAAUGUCCUGCAAAUUCGAGCCUGUCUCAUCUGCCAACAUGUUGCUAUUCGAUGGCAUUUGCAACAGACCCCUCACCCUUCGCGAUCAGAAGUCAUACGGUCGCUGUCUGUCGGACUACACGAACAGUGCUGCCGGUCAAAAGUGCAUCGCCGCUAUGGCCAGUGUCGAUCCAAUGGCAUCCGAUGCUGCAAGCAAAAUGUGCCAACCUGAAUUCUGUCUUACUUGUGCCGGCAACGAUAUCGAAAAGGAAUGUGGUUAUGGUGCACUUCUUCACGUUUACGAACAACAUACCCAAUGGGCGCAAGCCUACAACAAGAGCUGUGUCAUUGAAUCACCCGAGCCGAAGUCGGUACCAACCAACACUCUGGAUCAGUCUAAAGACGUGGAACCACAGCAUGUGAUACGGGACGAGAUGCCACCGCCGUCUGUUGUUCUUCAGAAGGACACCACACCGAUUGUGAUCAACAUCGGAGAAACCAUCACGACCACAUCAGAGAUGACCACGACGCCGCCUAUGGAGGAGACCAUGUCAUCAGAAUCAACGACCAGCCAUCCAAAGGACAUCACCACCACUACCGUCAAAGGUUCAACAACGUCCGUGCUCAGUGUGUUACUGGUAUUCGUCAUCACUUUGCGAGUCUUCUAA
Messenger RNA from Ostertagia ostertagi, 1389 nucleotides. The record is from the annotation of a GenBank genome assembly. NCBI's taxonomy places the organism in Eukaryota, Metazoa, Nematoda, Chromadorea, Rhabditida, Trichostrongylidae.